AUGCGCACCCGCCGCAACGUCCUCACCCCCACCCCACCCCGCCCCCAGGUGCGCAACCUGGUGGAGCAUGCCGGGCUGGAGGUGAGGACGUUGCGGCGGGUGCGCAUCGGCGGCUACCGCAUGCCCCGAGACCUCGCCUUUGGCCAGUUUGUGGAGCUGCGGCCGCACGAGGUGCGCCGCGUGCUCAACGUGGGCGCCGACAGGACGAUGUAG
Chlorella variabilis is the source of this 213-nucleotide messenger RNA. RefSeq lists its product as hypothetical. Gene Ontology annotation, molecular function: pseudouridine synthase activity; RNA binding. The transcript has a single exon. Lineage: Eukaryota; Viridiplantae; Chlorophyta; Trebouxiophyceae; Chlorellales; Chlorellaceae. Gene Ontology annotation, biological process: pseudouridine synthesis. The record is from RefSeq and is a predicted model, not a curated record. The coding region runs from base 1 to 213 and encodes 70 amino acids.